Colletotrichum costaricense is the source of this 480-nucleotide messenger RNA. RefSeq lists its product as uncharacterized. Bases 1 to 480 code for a protein of 159 amino acids. The transcript is spliced from 2 exons. Lineage: Eukaryota; Fungi; Ascomycota; Sordariomycetes; Glomerellales; Glomerellaceae. The record is from RefSeq and is a predicted model, not a curated record.
AUGGAGAGUGGCCAGAGAGAUUCGUUCCUCCUUUCCAGGGAUCGCUACCCUCAAAAAGAGGCAGUAUCAUUCAUCGAGAAUCAAAUCUGUCCACCGGGACAGCUACUACCAGUGUAUAGCGAGCAAAGCGGAAGUUUCGUUUCUGCAGAUGAAGCAUGGAAGCUGAAAGAUGCGAGCACAGCAAUGUGGGAGCAGGCGAAUGAGGAAAAGGAACGCCUUUUUGCCUUAAUGACACAAGUGGAACAGAAACUUGCAAAAAAGAAAAGCGCAGCCCACAUCCCACUCGACGCGGCAUCGGAAUUGCGACGUAGCAGCUGGUCUCAAGUUUUGACUGAGGUUGAGAGGACUGCAGAGCAUUGGAGAAGUAGCCCAAACCAGGAGAGUAAAAGGAUGGUCUUCAUUGAUAGAAUUGGGCGGCAUUCAGAGUCUCUGGAAGCUUGGUUAAGUUUGUUGCCGAUGGGAGAUUACGGAGCAAGGUAA